Callithrix jacchus (white-tufted-ear marmoset) is the source of this 5608-nucleotide messenger RNA. Lineage: Eukaryota; Metazoa; Chordata; Mammalia; Primates; Cebidae. The record is from RefSeq and is a predicted model, not a curated record.
AUGCUUAUGAUAUUGCCAAGUAGUAGUCAUUUUCGACCAGUUAACCAGAAGGAAAUUUGGUAUGCUGAAACCAGACAAGUUUUUUGUACCAGGUUUUAUUAAUUUUGAAAAUAUAAAUCUAGUUUGUAAGAAGGUGUUUUUUGCAUGAGAAGUUUGUUUUUUUAAUAUUUAGACUUCUCAUUUUCACUUAAUCCCCCAAAUUUAUUUUUUUAAAGCUUCGAAGUAUGUAUCAACCAGCACAUUCACUAUCCUCUUUGUGCUUUAUCUCUGAUAAUCCUUGUAAGAGCACCACGAGUUAGGUACUGUUUUAUGCCCAUUUUACGGAAAUAGAAUCUUAGGGUGCACAUUUAAGUAGCUCUUUCAGGUUUAACCAGUUGGAAAGUGACAAAAUCUAGGUAUGUCAGAUUCCAGAGAUUGCACACACAAAUACUAUAUCACACUGCUUACUGCUGUGAGUUUGGCAGAGAAUUCCUUGUUUAUAUGGAAAUCACAAAACUGAUAAUAUCCAGGAUAAUUGGCAGCAGUUUAUAAACCCUCUUUACCGCUACUUUGGUGAUUUUGUGUGCGGUCACCUGUCCACUAAUCUAAUCGGAUCUUAGGCUGGUCACACUUCUGAAUUUGCACACCAAGUUUGUGUGUAAGGGUACUUCUCCAGGGGAAAAUAUCUGUAGAUUUCAUCAAAUUUUCCAAAGAGGGUUAGGCCCGCUACUCAGCGUUCCCUGGAAGGUGAGAGAAUGCCAUGUAGCCUACACCCUUCUCCACCUGAACAACUUCAUACAGUUGGCUAUGGGUUUACAAAUGAUGGGCAGGUAGGACAACUAGGAAAGUGUAUGUGCUCAUUAAUACAUACUUCUCCUUUAAGCCUGAAAAGAUGAACUUGUGGAAUUACAAAAAUUGGCAUUCUAAAUAUUUACGUAUUAAUAUUUAGAAUUAUAGAUCUUUUAGUCGGGAUGGUGGCAUAAGGAAGGUCAGUCUGUUCUCAAACUAAGCUGGAGGCAUAAGGGAUUUGUUUAACCUAGUGGUGUGAACCUACAGGAAGUCGUGAUGGUAGCGUGAGUCAUCACUUAGAUAAAGUGAGAUUUAUAGAUCACAGAACAUGAUAUAGAUUCUAGAUAUGAGAUUCUAAACUCUGUUUGCUACCAAGGCACCCAUUGCUAAAACAGUCUGUGAUCAUGUGCUCUCAGGAGGAUCAUAUAUUUCAGCUGUAUAGUGCCAAUUUAUGUGCCAGUUAUGUUCCAGGUAUAAAUGAAAGUGUUCUAGUAACACACAGAGAUAAUUAUCAGACAUAUCUGCAGAUGCCGGUUCCUCCACUUCAAACGAGUCAGCCAACUCCACCUGGAAAACGUCACACUGUUGGCUCUGUGCUUACAAAUGAUGGCCAGCAAAUGAGGAGGGACAAAGUAAAUCAGGCUGCAAGAAGGCAUCGAAGGAAAAGGAGACGUUCCAGAAAAUCCAAGAGACGCUAUUAUUCUACGACAAGGCAGGAUGCUAGCGUCAGUAACAAUGUCUGUGAAGAAAAGUUUAAAAAUGGCCAACCAACACCCGAUAAUGUCUUUCCAACUGUUCCAUCUGCGCUUAUUAAUAUUACAGCAGCUGGUAUUUCAUCCCUGGGUUUCGGCGAUCAGUAUGCUGCGGUGACUCACAACAUCCAUGAAGAGAAGAUGAAUAACGGCCAACCAGCACCUCAUACCGUCUUUUCAACUGCUCCACCAGUUCUUGGUAAUUUGGCAGCCCCUAGAAUUUCAUCCACGAGGACCAGAGAUCUGUAUGCUACUGUCACUCUAAAUGUCCAUGAACAGAAGAUGGAAAAUGGCCAACCCCAAACUGAUAAAGUCUUGUCAACUGUUCCACUAUGCCUUGGCCAUAUGACUGCAGCUGGUAUUCCAUCCAUGAGUAUCAGGGAUCUGUACGCUACCAUCACUCACAGCGUCCAUGAACAGAAGAUGGAAUAUGUCCAACCAGCACCUGACAACGUGUUGUUGACACUUCAGCCAGGACUUAUUAAUAUGGCAGGCGCUGGUAUUUCAUCCAUGAGUACCAGGGAUCUGGAUGCUACCGAAACUUAUAAUGUCCUUAAGGAGAAGAUGGAAAAGGGCGAACCCCAACAUGGCAACAUCUCAUCAACUGCUCCAAUAGGACUUACUAAUGUGGCAGGAGCUGCUAUUCCAGCCAUGAGUACUGAUGGUCUGUAUGCCACCCUCAGUCACAAUGUCCAUGAACAAAGGAUGGAAAAUGACCAACCACAACAGGAUAACGUCUGGCCAAAUAUUCUAGCAUGGUUUAAUAAUAUGGCAGGAGCUGGUAUUCCAGCAAUGAGUACCAGGGAUCUGUAUGGUACCAUCUCUCACAAUGUACAUGAAGAGAAGAUGGAAAAUGGCCCAUCCCAAACUGGUUUUACCAUUGCUCAAAAUGUCUGUGAAGAAAAGAUAAAAAGUGACAAAACAACACCUCAUGAAUUCUUGUCAACUAUUACAGCAGGGCUUAGGAACUUCACAGAAGCAGAUGCUUCAAUCACUCACAAUAUCCCUGAAGCAAAGGUAAAUAAUGGCCAACUAGCACCUCACAACGUCUCGUCAGCUGCUCCACCAGGUCUUGGUAAUAUGGCGGCAGCUGGAAUUUCAUCCACGAGGACCAGAGGUCUGUGUGCUACUGUCACUCAAAAUGUCCACAAAGAGAAGAUGAGAAAUACACAACCAACAUCUAAUAACGUCUUAUCAACUGUUCUACCAGAACAUCUUUAUUUGGCAACAGCUGGUCUCCCAGCCAUGAGCACCAGGGGUCAGUAUUCUACCAUCACUCACAAUGUCCAUGAGGAGAUUAAAAAUGCCCAAACGGCACCCAAUAAUGUCUUCUCAGGUAUUCCACCAGCACGUAUUAAUAUGGCAGCAGCGGGUGUUUCUUCCAUGAGUACCAGGGAUCAGUAUGCUGCAGUCACUCAUGCAAUCCUUGAAGAGAAGAUAAAUAAUGGCCAAUCAGCACCUGAUAACCUCUUGUCAACUGCUCCACCAGGUCUUGCUAAUAUGGCAGCAGCUGGACUUUCAUCUACGAGGACCAGAGAUCUGUAUGCUACCAUCAUUCAAAAUGUCUGCAAAGAGAAGAUGGAAAAUAACCAACCAACACUUAAUAACGCCUUGUCAACUGUUCUCCAAGGACUUCCUUAUUUGGCAACAGCUGGUCCCCCUGCCAUGAGCGCCAGGGAUCAGUAUGCUGCAGUCACUCACAAUGUCCGUGAAGCGAAGAUAAAUAACGGCCAACUAGCACCUGACAACGUCUUGUCAGCUGCUCCACCAGGUCUUGGUAAUAUGGCAGCAGCUGGAAUUUCAUCCACGUGGAACACAGAUGCUACCAUCACUCAAAAUGUCCGCAAAGAGAAGAUGGAAAAUAACCAACCAACACCUAAUAACGUCUUGUCAACUGUUCUCCAAGGUCUUCCUUAUUUGGCAACAGCUGGUCUCCCAGCCAUGAGCACCAGGGAUCAGUAUUCUACCAUCACUCACAAUGUCCAUGAGGAGAAGAUUAAAAAUGCACAAACAGCACCCAAUAAUGUUUUCUCAGCAAUUCCACCAGCACAUAUUAAUAUGGCAGCAGCGGGUGUUUCGUCCAUGAGUACCAGGGAUCAGUAUGCUGCGAUCACUCACAACGUCUAUGAAGCAAAGAUAAAUAAUGGCCAACUAGCACCUGAUAGCAUAUUGUCAACUGCUCCACCAGGGCUUGGUAAUUUGGCAGCAGCUGGAAUUUCAUCCACGAAGACCAGAGAUCUAUAUGCUACCAUCACUCAAAAUGUCCGCAAAGAGAAGAUGGAAAAUAACCAACCAACACUUAAUAAAGUCUUGUCAUCUGUUCUCCAAGGACUUCCUUAUUUGGCAACAGCUGGUCUCCCAGCCAUGAGCACCAGGGAUCAGUAUGGUGCAGUCACUCACAAUGUCCGUGAAGCGAAGAUAAAUAACGGCCAACUAGCACCUGACAACGUCUUGUCAGCUGCUCCACCAGGUCUUGGUAAUGUGGCAGCGGCUGGAAUGUCAUCCACGAGAACCACAGAUGCUACCGUCACUCAAAAUGUCCGCAAAGAGAAGAUGGAAAAUAACCAACCAACACUUAAUAACGUCUUGUCAACUGUUCUCCAAGGACUUCCUUAUUUGGCAACAGCUGGUCUCCCAGCCAUGAGCACCAGGGAUCAGUAUUCUACCACCACUCACAAUGUCCAUGAGGAGAUGAUUAAAAAUGCCCAAACGGCACCCAAGAAUGUUUUCUCAGCUAUUCCACCAGCACAUAUUAAUAUGGCAGCAGCGGGUGUUUCAUCCAUGAGUACCAGGGAUCAGUAUGCUGCAGUCACUCACAAUAUCCAUGAAGUAAAGAUAAAUAACAUCCAACUAGCAACUGACAACGUGUUGUCAGCUGCUCCACCAGGUCUUGGUAAUAUGGCAGCAGCUGGAAUUUCAUCCAGGAGGACAGGAGAUGCUACCAUCACUCAAAAUGUCCACAAAGAGAACAUGGAAAACAAGCAACCAACACCUAAUAACGUCUUGUCAACUGUUCUCCAAGGACCUCCUUAUUUGGCAACAGCUGGUCUCCCAGCCAUGAGAACCAGGGAUCAGUAUGCUAUCGUCACUCACAGUGUACAUGAGGGAAAGAUUAAAAAUGCUGAAGGAGCACCCAAUAAAGUCUUCCCAACUGUUUCCCCUACACAUAUUAAUAUGGCAGCAGCUGGUGUUUCAUCCACGAGUACCAGGGAUCAGUAUGCUGCAGUCACUCACAAUGUCCAUGGAGAGAAGAUGAACAAUGGUCAAAGAGCACCUGAGAACUUCUUGUCAUCCAUUACACCAGGGCUUAUUAAUGUAUCAGGAGCUGGUACUCCACCCAUGAGUACCAGGGCUCAGUAUGCUUCCAUCACUCACAAUGUCCAUGAAGAGAAGAUAAAAAACGGCCAACCAGCAACUCAAAACUUCUUGUCAACUCUUCCAUCAGGACUUACUAAUAUGACAGGGGCUAGCAUCGUAGCCAUGAGUACCAGGGAUCUGUAUGCCACCAUCUCUCACAAUGUCCAUGAGAAGAAGACGAAUAAUGGCCAACAAGCACCUGAUAACUCCUCAUCAGCGGUUCCACCAGGGCGUAGUAAUCUGUCAGGAGCUGGUGCUUCAUCCAGGAGUAGCAGGGAUCCGUGUGAUUCACCAGUCACAGCAAGGUCUCCGGUGGAAACUGUGCCAAAUACAGCACGAAUAUCUCCUGCUAUGGCAAAGAAAGUUAAUGAUGAUAUAAAACAUCAAUUGAUGAAAGAAGUUCGAAGGUGUGGGCGAAAUUAUGAAAGAAUUUUCAUUUUGCUUGAUGAAGUACAAGGAUCUAUGGAAGUCAAGAAACAACUUGUUAAAUUUGCCAUUAAGGAAGCAGCAAGGCUUAAAAAUUUUGCCUUAAUUCAGCAACUCAAGAAGGUGCUAAAAGAGUAGAUUCCCACUGCCAUCUCAGCAAAGUUAAGCACAUGAGAAAAAAUAAUUGUGUUAAUGCAAAUACCAAGGAGAAACAAGGAUAUGUGCUGUAAAGUGGAGUAGGUCAUUGCUGAAGCUUCCUGUAAUUUUGAAGUGAAGAAAAUUCCCUUCCUGAAGCUAAGAAAAGA